Molecule: messenger RNA, 1077 nt
Organism: Ectocarpus siliculosus
Lineage: Eukaryota; Phaeophyceae; Ectocarpales; Ectocarpaceae
Source: the annotation of a GenBank genome assembly
GUGGCGCCUUUACCUCGGCCCUCCGGCUCGGAAUGAAGACACCCCAAAUUCAACGAGAAAUCGUUCGGCGACGCAACGGAGACCGCGUGGGGGCGCAACCGGCUGUGCUUGGUCUACAUCGCGGCCGAGAAAGGAAGCGGCGGCAAGGCGGCCAAGGUCGACGACGCCAUCUGCAAGGCCCUCGCAGACCCCGAGGUAGCCGAGUUCAUCGACUCGAGCUUCGUCAUGUGGGUCCCUGGGGGGAAGAGCUCCACCCAACGUGCGGCGGCUUCAGCGGCGGCGGCUAAGCGCGUAGGUGCGCGGUCCUUGCCCUUCCUCGGGGUGGUGAACACCGCUUCGGAAACCGACAAGAUGACCCUGGAGAGGAAGCUCGAGCGGUCGACGGUGGCGAUGCACCACUGCAACCCCCCACCCUCGGCGAGCCAGAUGGUGAGCUGGAUGGCUCGCGUACUGGAGCUCAAGAAGAGCCUGCUAGAAGUCGAGCUCGCGGAGCAACAACGAUUGAAAGACGAAGACACCAUUUACACGGAGCGAGUAGAAGGGUACUCCAAGUCUCUCAAGGACGACGCGCUGCGGGAGGUGAGGGAGAGGGAGGAGGAGGCCGAGCGGGCAAGGCUGGCGGAGGAGCAGAGGGUGGCGCAAGAGGCCCUUGAGGCGAAGCUUCGGGAGGACGUGGAACGACGAGAAAAGAAGGCGGCGGAGCUGGGGCAAGAGCCGCCAGAGUCAGCCGUGAAGGGGGCUGAGGCCACGGCGGCGACGCUCAUGCUGCGGCUCGCGGACGGUUCGCGGAUCCGGCGACGGUUCUUGAGAUCGGACCCCAUGGGGAAGGUGCUCGACUGGGCGGACGUGCAGGGGGUGGACCUAGACGCGCAGAGGUUAUCCUCCACGAUGCCAAAGGCGUCUUUCUCUCACCCCGGUGACUCGGGAAUGACGAUCGAGGAAGCCGGCCUCGGAAGGCAAGCGCUGCUGUUCGUGGAGCAGAAGCCUAAGGAGGCCACGGGCGAUUCCGAUGGGACUGUGGACGACACGGAAGCGGCAGCAGCAGCUGGCGACGAGGACGCUGAGCAAGAGUCAUAG